Enterobius vermicularis (human pinworm) is the source of this 1296-nucleotide messenger RNA. Lineage: Eukaryota; Metazoa; Nematoda; Chromadorea; Rhabditida; Oxyuridae. The record is from the annotation of a GenBank genome assembly.
AUGGAGAGACUAAUAAUUUGCAUUUUGUUUCAGAAAGAUUCAGAUCCUGGUUUAGGUCCCGGAUACUCGUGCCUGUUACGUAUUGACCCAAACGGACACAUUUUAUAUUGGACACCCGCAUUUAACGCUUCAAAAAAGAAGGAUUCUGAGUAUCACUAUCGUUAUUUAUCUGACGUAGUCGAUGUUCGCAAAGGCAAAUACGCUGUCAGUUAUCACGGUUCACCAUUAAAUAUGAGUCAGAAGAUGAUGGAAAAGCAAGCUCUUCCGUUUGGUCAGAACAACAGUCUUACACGUUGCCUAAUCACGAUCGUAGUUGCUACAACAAUCACAAAUCCUGAGUUUCUGACUUUCAUGACUUCCUCGGGUGAGAUUGAAGUUGCCGAUGAAUGGGCUGAUUACAUUUACAAACUAUCAUUGGAAAUUCGAAGACGAAAACGAGGAGUUUUGUACUACAUGGAGAAGUUAUUAGCACCACUUCGUUACGCAAAUAAUCUAACUUACAUUACAAUUGAAAACAUAGCACGAGUUGUGGUGCCAUCUGAGCAGAACACUUCUGGCUAUAAUCGUGUUCUCCAUUCCCUUAGCAAAACGAGAACUCGUGAUCAUAAAACUCGCAAACCUUACGGUAUAAUGUCAGUGAAGAAAAUUGAACGAUUUCUGAAUUUUGUACAGCGGGAUCCAAGACAAAACGAGGUGUUGUACCCAAUGGCUAACCGCGAUACAGUUAAAACUCUACUGAGCAAGUACAGCAAGCAUCAAGAUUACCUAACAUAUGAAGGUUUUGUGAGGUACCUUUUGAGUGACGAUAACGUUGAAAUUACAAAUUACUGCCUACGGUUUGUAGAAGAAAAUAUGCAUGAACCAUUAUCUUGCUAUUACAUCAACAGUUCGCAUAAUUCAUAUCUUAAAGGAGCACAAAUAUGGCAUGCUCGAUACUUUUGUGCUGACCCAAGUACGUCUGCCGAUGUAGAAAUCUAUCGUCAGAUACUGCUAUCGGGAUGCCGCUGUGUUGAGAUAGACUGUUGGGAUGGAUGUGAUGGUGAGCCGAUAGUCACGCAUGGGCCAACCGAAAUUACUUUUAUUGAGCCUAUUGCAUUAAAAGUAUUACUAGGAUUACUUUUUUGUUUGACUGGUUUCGCUCUUCUUGAUGAGCGCAGUUUUCCACUGUCUUCACUUCUAGCUCAGCAAGGAAAAAUGGCAGAAAUAUUCGCAGAAUGCUUUGGUGACAGUUUGUUACGAGAGCCAAUUCCCGGACAUCCGGUGACAAUAGCUUUCAAUUGUUUCAAGAUCAUUUAG